Molecule: messenger RNA, 768 nt
Organism: Plasmopara halstedii
Lineage: Eukaryota; Oomycota; Peronosporomycetes; Peronosporales; Peronosporaceae
Product: Protein of unknown function DUF3661, vaculolar transmembrane
Exons: 3
Coding region: 1-768 (255 amino acids)
Cellular component (GO): membrane
Source: RefSeq, a predicted model, not a curated record
AUGAGCUCUAGAUGCACACUUUUAGCGGAUCGCACAGACGACGCCGUGCAAAUGCUUCUUGGCUUCAUUGCGUUGUCAUCUCUAUAUGCAAAAUGGCAUUUUGAACAACCACGGAGGCCUGUCAAGGUUUGGUUUAUGGAUGCCAUGAAGCAAGGGACAUCAGCUGCUAUGAUUCACUUCAUAAAUAUUUUCUUUGCCAUCGGACUUGUCAACUUUUCCGAUGAGCCUAAUGAUCAAGAUCAAUGUGCCUUUUAUUUCAUGAAUGUUGUGAUCGAUACAACACUUGGUGUAUACAUUGCAUACUUGUUGUUGCAGCUUUUUACAAUUAUUGCAAUGCGGCAGCAAUGGACAAAUGUGCGGUGUCACGGGUAUUAUGGAUCUCCACCAUCGUGGCGAAUUUGGUGGAUUCAAUUAUUGCAAUGGUGUUUUAUUUUAACAAUCAUGAAAGUUAUUGUGGGUCUCGUGCUCUUUAUCUUCUCAACGCCAUUGGGAUGGAUGGGAUAUUUGCUUUUCUAUCCUGUACAUCACCAUCCGAAAAUUGAGCUACUCAUUGUGAUGAUUGGUUGUCCAUUAUUUAUGAAUAUGGUGCAAUUUUGGAUCCAAGAUAGCUUCUUAAAGAAUGAUAAAAUUCAGUGUGACGAGGAAAUACCACUUUUGAACCAGAUGGGAGACGCUUUUGCAGUACAAAAGUCACGUGGACUAUCAAAUGUCGCCAAUGCUGCUGAUAUGCGGACGCAUCCUGGGGAUGUUUUUGUGCGGCUUGAUUGA